GCUCGGCUCUCGGCUCGGUGGCGACCAAGAUGUCGACCAAAAAUUUCCGCGUGAGCGAUGGGGACUGGAUCUGCCCCGACAAGAAGUGUGGGAAUGUUAACUUUGCCAGAAGAACCAGCUGUAACAGAUGUGGCAGAGAAAAAACAACAGAAGCCAAGAUGAUGAAAGCUGGAGGGACUGAAAUAGGAAAGACACUGGCUGAAAAGAGUCGUGGCCUCUUCAGUGCUAAUGACUGGCAGUGUAAAACAUGUGGCAACGUGAACUGGGCCAGGAGAUCAGAAUGUAACAUGUGUAACACUCCAAAGUAUGCCAAGUUGGAGGAGAGAACAGGCUAUGGAGGAGGCUUCAAUGAACGGGAGAAUGUGGAGUACAUCGAGCGUGAAGAAUCAGAUGGGGAGUAUGAUGAGUUUGGACGCAAGAAGAAAAAGUACAGAGGGAAGCCAGUUGGUCCUGCAUCUAUCCUGAAGGAAGUAGAAGAUAAGGAAUCUGAAGGAGAAGAUGAGGAGGAUGAGGAUGAAGAUCUAUCCAAAUAUAAAUUGGAUGAGGAUGAGGAUGAAGAUGAUGCUGACCUUUCAAAAUACAAUCUUGAUGCCAGUGAAGAAGAGGACACUAAUAAGAAAAAGAAACCCAAUAGGCGCAGUCGUUCUAAGUCUCGAUCUUCUCACUCACGCUCUUCAUCGCGCUCAUCCUCUCACUCAAGCUCAAGGUCUAGGUCCAGGUCCCAUUCAAGAAGUUCUUCCAGUUCCAGAUCAAGAUCUCGUUCCAGUUCCCGAGAACAAUCUAGAUCUCGUGGGUCGAAAUCCAGAUCCAGCUCCAGGUCCUACAGGGGUUCUUCCACCCCAAGAAAAAGAUCUUACUCAAGCUCUCGUUCCUCCUCUUCCCCCGAGAGAAGCAAGAAGAGAAGUCGUUCUAGAUCCUCUUCAUCUGGUGAUCGCAAAAAAAGACGAUCGAGAUCACGGUCACCCGAAAGACGCCGCAGAUCAUCAUCUGGAUCUUCUCAUUCUGGUUCCCGCACAAGUUCUAAAAAGAAAUAAUGUGCAAAAAGCUCACACAUUUCAAACAAACAAACAAGCAAAAACCCAAACAAAACAAAAAAGGCAAAAAAAAAAAUCAACAAAAAAAUCCAGUCAGUGCAUGAGACAUUUUUACAAAGUUGGUGUCUUAACUUGGUCAGAAGUGCUGAAUCUGCUAGUAGAGGUGCAUGUCUGUCCUUGCUUGCUGGAAACCUGCAGCUUUGUUCAUU
Molecule: messenger RNA, 1243 nt
Organism: Indicator indicator
Lineage: Eukaryota; Metazoa; Chordata; Aves; Piciformes; Indicatoridae
Gene: ZRANB2
Product: zinc finger RANBP2-type containing 2
Exons: 10
Coding region: 30-1034 (334 amino acids)
Biological process (GO): RNA processing
Molecular function (GO): lipopolysaccharide binding; RNA binding
Source: RefSeq, a predicted model, not a curated record